Molecule: messenger RNA, 3572 nt
Organism: Durusdinium trenchii
Lineage: Eukaryota; Dinophyceae; Suessiales; Symbiodiniaceae
Source: the annotation of a GenBank genome assembly
CGUCUCUGCUUUACAAAAGGCGCGACGAGUUGGCCCAAUAUGGGGCUCACAAGCGCGAUGGAUGGGCCAUGAUUGCCCCGGUGCAUGUCUUCGCCUUCGCAGAUUCGGCUCAUCCAAGCCUCUGUACCUUGGCCUCCUCGGUGGCCUUUGCGGGAGGCCGUCUCAAUGUCGUUGGUUUGAACUCAGCAGAAAGCUCUGGUGAAGUUCCACCCGAGGCCCUGGAGGUGAUUGCAGAAGCUUUGGCAGAGCAGGGCCAGGAGAAGGCGGUGGAAGGACAAAGAGUGUCGACCACCCUUCAUUGCACCAGCAAAGAGGAGUGCUUGAAAAGCCGUGGCUUAGCCAAGGUGCGAAAGUUCUUGGCCGUUUGGCCACACUUGAAGGCAUUCAGUGAUGACGAUUUGCUUCUGAUCAUGGAUGGCUAUGACGUCUCGUUCGAAGCACCCAGCUUGGAGCAUUUGGCCCUGGCCUUCCAACGCCUUCAGCGCGAGAUCGGGCCUGUGAUGAGCCUCCCGACUGGCCCAGUGAUCUUCAGUGGUGAAGCGAACUGUUGGCCCUUCCCACAUCCUUGGGGACCGGAGCCCUUUGUGUCCGGGGACUAUCGACCCAACUUCAUGUACCAGUACGAGCAACGUGAGAUGCGUGGGAAGGAGGUUUGCACCUUUUGGCGGCACCACAUGGUCCACCCAUCGAGAGUCAUUGGUCGAGAUGGGCACAACCGCACGCAGGUGCUGCCGGUCUUUUUGCCCUUCCUAAACAGUGGCGUCUUUAUGGGACGAGCCAGAAGCCUACAGCAGCUCUUUGCCUUCACGACGGAAGUGCUCCUACGCUUCGGUGACUUCGACGAUCAGGCUCUGAUCACUGUUGCCGCCCUGCAUGCCAAGUUCUUGAGAAGACCCUGGGUCCCCUUGCAAGUGGACCACUCAGGUGAGCUCUUUGCAUCCCUCCAUGGACUCUCACCGGAGCGUUUGUCCAAUGAUCUCAAAGCACCUCCCGCCUGCGAUUUCAAUGGCAGAGUGGAUCAUGGCUUCUUCAAAGCAGGGAGCCGGCCGCGGCGGCAAAGCAGAUGGAGCUUCGAGAACUUCGAGGCACCAUUCCGCCCAAAUCGGCCACCGCCCUUGAUUUGGCAUUUCAACGGCGACAAGAAGGAAUACUUCGAGACGAAGUGUCAUGAAUCUGUGGCCAUGGAGGCCUCGCUGAUGGGACACCUGGGCCACUGCGUUCUCAUGGAUGUGGACCAUGAGAGGGAGCUUUACUUUCUGGUCCAAGGACCUCAGGAGACCGAUGUGCAAAGCCGCAAGGUUGCCUGGCACAGGCUUUGCAGGAGAACUCCAGCUCCACCACAUUUGACUCAGUUGGCGGCCAUCAUGGCGGAGUCGAGGUCGACCGUGUGGCAGGUCAUUCACAACUUGCUUGUACAACUUUGCCGAAGUCCUGUGAUGGUGAGCUACAUCAGCGUGAGUGACCCCUUUACGAAGAUGCAUGAAAGGACUUGUGGAUAUCAUCCACUUCAUUGGUUAGACCUUGACUCCACGUCAGCCACAAGGAUGGCCUGGCAAGACACUUUGCGGUUGCGAUCCGAGAGCCAAGAGGCGGAGGUGCCAGACCAACACACAGACCCUGCUUGCAUCCUGGUGGACAGCACCGCGAAAUGCCAGUUUGAACCUGAUUGGGAGGCAUACUGCUCGUUGUGGGCUGCGGUCAACGCCACCUGGUCGUGCCUUCCGCCUCUUGGCGCGGUCAACGCCAAUCGUGUUCUUCGGAUUGCAUGGGCAACAGGUGUUUUUCGGAUGGCGUCCAGGCCCUACGGCAUGAAUUCCAGUGGCUUGAUGAUGACCAUCUUUCACGGGGAGGACUUUCAGGAGUUCUUUUCCGAAGAUCAGGUGAAGACCUCCAAUCUCCAAGCUGUUAGGCUGGCGGAAGCUCGUAUGGCUGGAUGUGUGUCCAGGCGCACAGAACAACACCUGGAAGCCAUGGCGCUUCGUGUUGUCAACAUGGCAGGUGAAGCAAUCUUGGAGUCCAACUUGGAAUCUGAAUCUUUGGAAGAUUCUCCAGACUUUGCCAGUUACGUGAAGGAUCUCGUACAAGAGAAGACGGGCUUCCCACGCUUCCGCCUCACCUUACUUCUGGACGGUGGGAAGUCUUGGGAAGAACUCGGACACCCUCGAGAAAUCCAAGCAGUCCGGAACCAAGCUGCCACAGACAUGGCCGAUGAACUGAUGAUGGCGAUCUACCAAAAAGACGCAGAGCGAGCGCGUGGGGUUCUGGAGCAACGCCAAGAUCCGAAUUGUCAAGAUGCUGAUGGGCACCCUGCCAUCAUGGUCGCUGCAGCUGUAGGAUCCCGAGAUAUCUUGGAGAUGCUAUUGCAGGCAGGUGCCGAUUCAACCGCUGUAGACGAAUUGCUUGAAACAGCUUUACAUGCUGCAGCUGAAGCCGGGCAACUGGAGUGUGCUGAAGUGCUCCUGGAGAAUGGUGAGACACUCCAGUUGGUGAAUCAACCACAGGAGGCAGGUUUGACCCCGUUGCAUAUGGCUUCCCGGAAUGGUCAUGUCGAAAUGAUUCGUUUGUUGCUGGACUUCGGCGCAUGUCGAGAUGCCCGCGACCACAUGGGUGUGAAUGCAUUGCACGUUGCUGCCGAGUAUGGCCAAGAGGAGGUGGUGGAAUUUCUACUGGAGAUCGGGAUGGAUAUCGAGGCAACAGAAGAGGCAGGUGCGACAGCUCUCUAUUUGGCGGCUGAGAAUGGUCAACUCUCAGUGGUCAAGGCCCUUGUGGAAGCUGGAGCUGAAAAGAAUGCUGCAGAUGAGGCAGGCGCUACAGCAACUGGGAGCUGCAUCCCAGUAACCUCAAGUGGAAUUUCAUUCACGGCAGGAAAUUGACCAAAAUAUUCAUUUAGGGGAGGAACGGAACGAUGCUGGAAUUCCGCUGAUCUGACUUUUCGAUGUUUCACCGGGAAAAGGGGCAUUUUUAGGAUUGGCAUCCUGGGGACGCAACACCGAAAGUGCACACGGUCAGCUGGAACAAACGAAGGCAACACCAGACAUCAGACCACUACACUCCUUGGAACUCACUACUCCCUGUCAGCGCGGAGAAUGACCAUGAAUGACCCCGAGUUCGGAAGACCAUGAAAUCCACGAACCACACGAACCAUGGCACAGUGCCACUGUUAGUGCCAUCCACGUAACCAUGUUAGUUCCAGUAGUUCACCACUUCGCAAGUGAGGCAUUGUAUACCGCAUGCCAGUACGGUCACGCAGAUGUGGUGGGGUAUUUGGUGUCAGCAGGUGCUGACCGGAGAAAGUCGAAGAAGUAUGGAGGUAGCCCAAUGAGCAUCGCAACAUGUCGUGGUCAUAUCAAGGUUCUUGAUGUCUUGGAAGGCUCCCCACGACGCAGCGAUCUUCUUAAAGAGAUCGCAGCACUUUUGGCGCAUCGCGAAGACGCAUGUCGCUGAGCGAGCCGCGUCGUCGGCUCACGCUCGACCGGGGUGUUUUCGACGGGUCCCCCCCGGUGGUUUCACACGAUUUGACAGCCCGGCCGAUGUCGGGAUGAUGUUAGUUCGGUCAAGUGUAAGGCCAGAAA